UGCGCAGGCGCAGACAGACGUGGCAGAGAGAGAUGGCUCCUGCCGGGCGCUGCUGCUGGGAGAGGAAGAUGCUGCUGUCGCUGCUGCUCCUGAUUAUCUGCCCCUCGUGCCUCAUCUCCAUUAAGAUUUCCCCCCUCAUUGAGAAAAUCGAUGACCACAAAGACUUCAAGAAGCUUCUGCGCACGAGGAACAAUGUGCUGGUUCUGUACUCAAAGUCAGCCUCGGCAGCGGAGCAGCAGCUCAAAUUCCUGUCCAACAUCGCUCAGGACGUUAAGGGGAGGGCGACUGUGUCAUGGAUCGACUGUGGCGACGCCGAGGGCAGGAAGCUGUGCAAGAAGCUGAAGGUGGAUCCCAGCAAGAAGCCCAAUGGGGUGGAGCUGCUCCAUUACAAGGACGGGACCUUCCAUACAGAAUACAACAGACCAAACACACACAAGUCGCUCAUUGCCUUCCUGAAGGACCCAGAAGGGGCCCCACUGUGGGAAGAGAAUCCCGAUGCCAAAGACGUUGUACAUAUUGAUAACGAGAAGGAUUUCCGGAAGUUUCUGAAGAGGGAAGAUCGCCCGCUGCUGCUGAUGUUUUACGCCCCGUGGUGCGGCGUUUGCAAGCGGCUGAUGCCAUCGUACCAGCAGGCUGCCACCAAUCUGAAGGGCUCUUAUGUCCUGGCAGGGAUGAACAUUCACCCCCCUGAGUUCGACCGGCUGAAGGAAGAGUACAGCGUGAAGGGCUACCCGACCGUGCUUUAUUUCGAGAAGGGGAAGUAUAUGUUCAACUUCGAGAAGUACGGAGCCUCCGCCCAGGACAUCGCUGAUUGGCUGAAAAACCCUCAGGCCCCCACCCCGGAGGCCCCCGAGGUCGCUUGGUCGGAGACGGACAACCCAGUUUACCACCUGACGGACGCAGAUUUCGACCAGUUUUUGGCAGAACACCCCUCUGUGCUGGUCAUGUUCUACGCCCCAUGGUGCGGCCACUGUAAGAAGAUGAAACCUGACUAUGAGAAGGCGGCAGAGACCCUUCAUGCCGAGAGUGGGGCCGGCGUAUUGGCAGCAGUCGAUUCUACGGUGCACAGAGCCGUGUCGGAGAAAUUCAAAGUCACCGGAUUCCCCACAGUGAAGUAUUUUGAGAACGGCGAGGAGAAAUACACGGUGCCGCAUCUGCGCACGGAGCAGAAGAUCGUGGAGUGGAUGCACAACCCCGAGGCGCCGCCCCCCCCAGAGCUUUCCUGGGAUGAGAAACCCUCCAGCGUUCUGCACCUCGUGGGGGACGAGUUCCGUGAAGCCCUGAAGAAGAAGAAACAUUCACUGGUCAUGUUCUAUGCCCCCUGGUGCCCCCACUGUAAGAGCACAAUCCCAGACUUCACAACAGCUGCUGAUACCUUUAAGGAAGAUAGAAAGAUUGCGUACGGCGCUGUGGACUGCACCAAAGAGAAAAACCAGGAGUUGUGUAAGCAGGAGGGGGUGGAAGGAUUCCCGACCUACAACUGCUACAACUACGGAAAGUUCUCCGAGAAAUACAGCGGGGAACGAACAGAAUCCGGAUUUAUUGGUUUUGUAAAGUCUCUCCGUGAGAAAGAUCAGUCUAAACUGGGCAAGAAGAAGGAUGAAUUGUAACAGCGGCCAUCUUGGCUCCACCCACUGCGCACUGUUAAAUGUCUCCCAGCUUCCAGGUCCUGGAGACUGAACUGGUUUUCCCGCUAGCAGAACCGGCCUGACUCUCCCAGCCCUUUGCAGGGAAUCGGGUAUCAAUCAAA
This is a messenger RNA of Xenopus tropicalis (tropical clawed frog), 1750 nucleotides long. It is a transcript of the gene pdia5, whose product is annotated as protein disulfide isomerase family A member 5. Gene Ontology annotation, molecular function: protein disulfide isomerase activity. Lineage: Eukaryota; Metazoa; Chordata; Amphibia; Anura; Pipidae. The record is from RefSeq and is marked provisional. Gene Ontology annotation, biological process: cell redox homeostasis.